Aspergillus luchuensis is the source of this 360-nucleotide messenger RNA. RefSeq lists its product as uncharacterized. NCBI's taxonomy places the organism in Eukaryota, Fungi, Ascomycota, Eurotiomycetes, Eurotiales, Aspergillaceae. The transcript has 2 exons. The record is from RefSeq and is a predicted model, not a curated record. The coding region runs from base 1 to 360 and encodes 119 amino acids.
AUGCAGCGAGACCAGUUGGUCUGGCAUACGAUAUAUGACACUAUUCGAAUUGGCAUCCUGCCAACCGAUGAUUUCACGACGAUUCCGAAACAUCUGCAACUCCUCGGCAAUUUAGAUCCCGAUGAUCUCCCUGUUAUUCCUCUGACCGAAUUGAUUAUAUUCAAAGCCCAAGCUUGUGGGAACCGGUCAACGGAGCAGAAUAAAAGAGAUGCCACUGAUGUUAUCGAGCUAAUGAAUCUGUUCCCCGGUCGAUCAUUCCGACGCCGGCUCAUGGAUCGUCAGUGGGCAUCGCUGCAGCUUGUGAAACCCUCCCUCAAAGCAAGCAGGUCAGAUUAUGAUGAAUGGGAUACAGCCUUUUGA